UCCUCCUUGUUGCUGUGUUUGUGUGUGUUGUUGCCGGCGUACAGCCUGUCCUCUCUGUUCUCAGGUGUAGUAUAACUGGCUCCCCACUAUUUCGCUGCGCUCAGGUCUCUCCUUGCUGCUGCUCCUGGGAUGUAUGUAUCUCACACUGCCUGCUGAAACCCACCGAUAAUGUUCUUAGUGUAUCAGAUAGAGGCCUAGCCAGCUGUCCACAGUCAUUCCUGCUUGACAUACACAGCGGCGGUCAGAGUAACACAUUUCUCUCUGGCCUCAGAUGAAGCUGUGAGAUUAGGAUGUUAUGUGCUAGCGUGUGGACCACAAAGCAGGGCAGGUUUAAGGGGGGGAUCUAUGUGUUUGUGGUGGUUAUAAUGGCAGCUUGUCUCAUCAGGCUGAGUGGAGAGUAACCAGAGGAACCAGCUGAUGAACUAGAGAUGCUUAGAUUAACUUGUCAGAGGGGGAUUGGGACUCUUGUACAGUACAGUAGUGGAGAGCUUUCAAGCCUUUACGGCACAGAUUCACUCAACUGCCUUCUUGCUCUGGAUAUCUGAACCUGCUGUAAAGUUUAAGCAAUAUGGAGAUCACUUUACUUCUUGUGUGGGAGGGCACAUUUAGAGAUGAGGGCAGCGCUGCAGCAUGUGAGCGUUCGCGGGGGAUUGCCUUGCUGCAUUGGCUGAUAAGGUGUGAGCUGUCACAGGGGUGUCGUGUGCACCUUCCCGCUCACGUUGCAGGGGCAGCCCUAUGAGGGGUGCCCUUCCAACUCCCACCCCCACCACCGCUGUCCAAACAAGAACAUGCCAACAGAACACACACAUACAUACACACACACACGUCUAAUGGCUGGCUGGCUGGCUGGCAGGGAGGGCACUGCGAGAGCUGCAAGUUCUGUUCGUGUGUGUGUGUGUUAUUAGGUGUCUGCAGUUCUAAUAAAGGAAAGCGCUGUGUCCUUCUCUGGCUCAUCAGAAGGCUUUGCUCUGCUUUGUGUGCCUGUGUGAUUUCUGUCUGUGUGUCUGUCAGUCCUGCGGUGGAGCUGGAUGGCUCGCAGCCUCUGGAUCAUCUGGAGCGUUCGGGAGAAGAUCUCAUCCGUGCCUCGGUGCUUUCGUGUCUGUUCAAACAGAGUGUUUGAGAUUAAGUCCCUUGGAGACUGGGAAACAUUAGAAGAUGUUUGUGUGUUUAUUUGACCUGGUGUAAAGAGUAUACGGGUGUAUAUAUAAGACAGAGCGUGUGUGUAUGUGCUUGCGUAUGGUGCAGCCAACAGCGUUGGAAAUGCUGGGGUGUCCAGCGAGGUUAUUUUUGGAUCAGUGACAUUGUGUCAAUGGCUGCAGAUGCAUCGCAAAGGAAGGCUCUGAGAUACCAACAGACCCUGCUGUAUGGUGAAUACAGGGAACAGUUAGGAAACUUUGCCCGACGGGAGGCCGCCCGUCUGCUCACAGAGAGACAAUGGAAAAGACAAGCAGAGGACAACACCACAGCCACGGGCCGCAGAGGCCGCGGCCGAGGGCAUCAUCAUCAUCACCAUCAUCCUGCAGGCUUAGAGUCGCAUCUAAGCAAUUCUUCCUCUACCAAGAAGCCUCGUCCCUACUCCAAAUGCCAAGAUUGUUUGGCCCGUGUCCGGCGGUACAUAGUGACAAAGAUGGGAGACGAUUGGAUUUUUUUGGUUCUUCUUGGGCUGACGAUGGCUCUGGUCAGCUGGAGUAUGGACUACGCCAGUGCCAAAAGCUUACAAGCAUACAAAUGGAUACAUGGAGAGCUUGAGGGCAACGUGCCACUGCAGUACCUUGCCUGGGUUACAUAUCCUAUAAUCCUUGUCGUGUUUGCGUCCCUCUUCUGUCACCUGGUUUCCCCACAGGCCAUUGGUUCUGGUAUCCCAGAGCUGAAAACCAUUCUAAGAGGUGUAGUCCUGAAGGAGUAUCUUACCCUCAAAGCCUUCAUAGCCAAAGUUAUUGGCCUGACUGCUGGCCUGGGCAGUGGGAUGCCUGUGGGGAAAGAGGGUCCUUUUGUCCACAUUGCCAGCAUCUGUGCCGCUGUGCUGAGUCAAUUCAUGUCCAUUUUCUCCGGAGUCUAUGAGAAUCCUUAUGGUUACACAGAUAUACUGACUGUUGGCUGUGCCGUGGGAGUGGGAUGCUGUUUCGGCACUCCACUAGGAGGGGUGCUGUUCAGUAUUGAGGUCACGUCUACCUACUUCGCUGUGAGGAAUUACUGGCGGGGAUACUUUGCUGCCACGUUCAGCGCCUUCAUAUUCAGGGUGCUCUCAGUGUGGAACAAGGAUGCUGUCACGAUCACAGCCUUAUUCAGAACUAACUUCCGGAUGGAUUUUCCCUUUGACCUGCAGGAGCUACCUGCUUUUGCAAUAAUAGGGAUUUCAUGUGGCUUCCUGGGAGCAUUCUUCGUUUACCUCAACAGACAGGUGGUUCUCUUCAUGAGAAGGCCGACGGCUCUCACGCGCUUUUUAACCAAACAUCGUUUGAUCUAUCCAGGUGCAGUGACCCUAAUUAUUGCCACCCUCACAUUUCCUCCUGGGUUUGGACAGUUUAUGGCUGGAGAGUUGAUGCCAAGAGAGUGCAUCAAUUCUCUCUUUGAUAAUUUGACCUGGACCAAAAUCUCAGGGUCACCUCCUUCUGACAUUGGUCGCUCUGCCGCAUGGAUACAUCCCCACGUCAGUGUCUUUGUCAUCCUCCUCCUCUUCUUCUUCAUGAAGUUCUGGAUGUCAGCAGUUUCCACCACGAUGCCCAUCCCCUCGGGAGCCUUUAUGCCAGUGUUCAUAUUAGGAGCUGCUUUCGGUCGUCUUGUCGGGGAGAUCAUGGCCACUCUUUUCCCAAAUGGAAUACUGUUUGAUGGGAUAGUCUACCGCAUACUGCCGGGAGGUUACGCCGUCAUCGGUGCAGCAGCGAUGACGGGCGCUGUCACACAUACAGUUUCCACGGCAGUGAUCUGCUUCGAGCUCACUGGCCAAAUCUCCCACAUUUUACCCAUGAUGGUGGCGGUCAUCCUAGCCAACAUGGUGGCCCAGGGUCUGCAACCUUCUCUGUACGACUCCAUCAUCCAGGUGAAGAAGCUGCCAUACCUGCCUGAGCUGGCCCUCGGGCACAUCAGCAAGUAUAACAUCUUUGUGGAGGACAUCAUGGUGCGCAAAGUGAAAUUCUUGUCCUCUCAAUCCACCUAUCGGGAACUUAACCACCUUCUGGAGACCACAAGCCUGAAAACCAUCCCUUUGGUCGACUCUAAAGAAUCCAUGAUUCUUCUUGGCUCUAUUGAGAAGACAGAGCUUCAGGCAGUUUUAGACUGGUGGCUCUCACCGGAAAGGCGAGUCUUUGAAAGAGGUCAGAGCUCUCCAGGCCAGGGCUCUAAAGUCAGCUGGGAAUCCUUCAGCUUUGUUGACGAGGAGGCGGAAGAGAGCACAGACAAGCCUGCAUCUCCAGGGCAAGAGGAAUGCAAUGGUCCCAUCCCAUCCCCUAAACCCCAGGAGCCCUCCACCAACCACACUGACUCAGACAACGGCAAGCUGCCAUCUGUCAGGAGGACUCUUCAGAGACUCUUCUCGUCCACGUCUUCAUCAGGCCAGGUUGAAACUCAGGAAGCCACACCCCCUCCACUGACUGACACCAUGACCCCAGAGGAGAUCAAAGCCUGGGAAGAGACAGAGCUGGACAAACCAGUCGAUAUGGAGCAGAUACGCAUAGAUCCAUCCCCUUUUCAGCUGGUGGAGAAAACAUCUCUGCACAAGACCCACACUCUGUUCUCCCUGCUGGGUCUCAGUCACGCCUAUGUCACCAGCAUCGGGAAGCUGGUGGGCGUCGUGGCUCUGAAAGAGUUACAGAAGGCCAUCGAGGGCUCAACUCGCAGUGGGGUGAGGCUUCGUCCUCCUCUGGCCAGCUUCAGGGACGCCAGCAGGAAAACUAAGAAGCACCAGCCUCCCUCCUCCCCUGCUUCCUCUCCCACGCGUGACAGAGACCUGUGGGGGGAGGGGAGCAGUCGGGAGGGGGAGCCGAUGAGGAAAGAGUCCAGAGAUGAUUCCCGAGGGAAGAUGCCGUCUUACAGAGGAGCUGCCGGGUCUUACACGUCUCCAUCCUCCCUUUGCAGUACGGGGAGCACCAGUAGUGGCUCCGUCACUGCAGGAGGAGCCGAGGGCGCUGCUCAGGAGGCCCCGUCCGCUUCCACCUCUUCCCCUACCUCACCUUCACCUCAUGCCUCUCCUGUGUCACAUAGCAGCCCUGUCCUCAAUCUGUCCUCCCUGCAGGAGGAGAGGGAGAGCGAGGAGUCAGAUGAGCCCAUAUGAGGACCAGGUUUCAUGAAGAAAGACUUCUACCUGGUUUGAUUACACUUCUUUCCCCAGAGACAGAGCUGGGGUCUGGCUGGAGGAGUCAGGCCUCCUGCAGCCUUCACAAACAUUCAGCUCUCCGUGAGCACACAACACAAAACUCUUAGACUUUUGUAGUACAGGAUAGUGUUUUUUUCUACUUUCACAACAGUCUUUUUCACUUUUUAAAAUCAAAACUGCCUUCCUAUAUCCCCCGAACUGUAGACAGUCCUCUUCAGCAUCAACAUCUGUAUCAACAUCUGUUCAUUUCAUCAUAUACAUGUGAGCUACUAACAACUGAUAGCUAUGAAUUGUAUGAUAAUAAAAUAAUAUAUUGAUAAAGACUUAAUCAGUUUGGCCUAAAAGGUCAAAGAGAUCCCACAUUUGAAGUUGAUUGAAGUUAAUUCUAAAUUAGACUUAUAAAGAUAGCCUAUGUGGUAACUGCUGAAUCACUAUUGUCAGUUUGUAAAUUUUGAACAAAAUAAAAUGUAUACUUUUCUGCUAAUUUAUUUGAAUUAUUUACAGCAGUGAAAAUAAUCUUAGCAAACUGUUUGGCUGAACCCUGCCCAUGUUUACUAUGUUCACGUGCUGUUCUGCAAAUUACCAGCGAUGGAAAGUUAAUCCUCUUAAUUUAAAGAGUGUUCUUUAGUACAGCUGUGAAAUAUUUGUAUUUACAUUUUAUGCUUCUUUAUAUUUCUGCUGACUAUAUUUUUAAGGGAAAAUAUUUUACUUUUUACUCAUUGUUUUUACCUUUCAAUGCUAACUAUGAUCUUAAAAAAAUACUGGAUCAACCACUUGUACAGAUGAAAACACCCACCAGUUUAUUAACAUAUUAUUAUCAGUCACCUUGAUGACUUAAAACGCAGCUUUAAAGACCAGAAAACUACAAAGAAUGUCUGUUUUUACAGAGAUGCUCACACUGCUGAACACUUAAUCAAGAAGAUGUAAUUAACACCUCUUAAUUUAUAUAGCAGCAGUAAGGGUAUACUUAGAGUUUUACACCAUACCUUUGGAUUUUAGCAUAGUUUUUGUUAAAUAAAUUGUGAAACUGUGUAGUAUGUUAAUCUGGAUUGUAUUCACCUCUUUUUAAGACCUGGGAAAGAUUUUUUUUUUUCUGCAGUCCACAUUGCUGUAAUGUGUAUAUGCGUAAUUUUGGAUAAUAAACCCAUGAUAAUAUGAGACGAUGACCUUAUAAUUAUAUUACUAUUAUUCUGGUCCAGCAAAUAGGAUAUUCCUUUGU
This is a messenger RNA of Cololabis saira (Pacific saury), 5531 nucleotides long. It is a transcript of the gene clcn1b, whose product is annotated as chloride channel, voltage-sensitive 1b. Gene Ontology annotation, biological process: transmembrane transport; chloride transport. Gene Ontology annotation, cellular component: membrane. The transcript is spliced from 23 exons. The coding region runs from base 1310 to 4270 and encodes 986 amino acids. The record is from RefSeq and is a predicted model, not a curated record. Gene Ontology annotation, molecular function: voltage-gated chloride channel activity. NCBI's taxonomy places the organism in Eukaryota, Metazoa, Chordata, Actinopteri, Beloniformes, Belonidae.